Messenger RNA from Balaenoptera musculus (blue whale), 1411 nucleotides. It is a transcript of the gene ETFBKMT, whose product is annotated as electron transfer flavoprotein subunit beta lysine methyltransferase. Gene Ontology annotation, cellular component: mitochondrial matrix. Bases 146 to 946 code for a protein of 266 amino acids. NCBI's taxonomy places the organism in Eukaryota, Metazoa, Chordata, Mammalia, Artiodactyla, Balaenopteridae. Gene Ontology annotation, biological process: peptidyl-lysine trimethylation. Gene Ontology annotation, molecular function: protein-lysine N-methyltransferase activity. The transcript is spliced from 4 exons. The record is from RefSeq and is a predicted model, not a curated record.
GUGCAGUUGUAAAGAAGGCGCUAAAAGAGGCGCAAAGGCGAGUGACCGACCUGCCCUGUGCUUAGCUUCCCAGGACGGUGUUAGCACAGCCAGGAGGAGCAGCUGUUAUCAAGAGAAGCACCAACAAACCUGUGCUUUGGGACCUAUGGCCUUGCGCCCAGGUUGGAGAGCGUUUACAUCAUUUGCCAUGAACCGCUGUAGUGUCCUUCGGAAGGCUGUGAGAAGCAGUGGUUUUCCCUUGCUUCCCUGGGGCCACUGCCCCUGGAGGGGAACUGGAAGCUUUUUGGACCCUGAGAUGAAAGCUUUCCUGGAGGAGAACACUGAAGUCACCAGCCGUGGUAGCCUCACCCCUGAAAUCCAGUUGCGGCUUUUGACCCCCAGAUGCAAGUUCUGGUGGGAGAGAGCUGACCUGUGGCCCCACAGUGAUCCUUACUGGGCAAUCUACUGGCCAGGAGGCCAAGCCUUGUCUAGGUAUCUUUUGGAUAAUCCUGACGUUGUCAGAGGAAAAUCUGUGUUAGAUAUUGGGAGUGGAUGUGGAGCUACAGCUAUCGCUGCUAAGAUGAGUGGAGCUUUAAGGAUCUUGGCCAAUGACAUAGACCCUAUUGCAGGAAUGGCUAUUACACUAAACUGUGAGUUGAACCAACUGAAUCCUUUUCCCAUUUUAACCAAAAACAUACUGGAUUUGGAACAAGAUAAGUGGGACCUUGUUGUGCUUGGAGAUAUGUUUUAUGAUGAAGACCUUGCAGACAGUCUACAUCAAUGGCUGAAAAAUUGCUUUUGGGUCUACAGAACUCGAGUACUUAUUGGUGACCCUGGGCGACCCCAGUUCAGUGGACAUAGCAUUCAGCAUCAACUGCACAAAGUAGCAGAAUAUUCACUUCCAGAGCCUACUAGGCAGGAGAACAAUGGACUGACAACAAGCACGGUGUGGGAUUUUCAGCCUUGAGCUGUUGAAGUACCUCCGAUAUGGAUAUAGCUAUGUUUGUGUUUAACCCUAUAAGACUGUCCAGUUCAAAGAAGGCAACUCGUGUUAAAUGGAAAAUCUUGUUUCCAAAAUAUGAAGGUUAAAGUUUUGUCACCCUUUGUCAUGUAACUUGUUCUGCAGUAAGCCAAAUAUAGAAAUCUCUAUCUGAAAUUUUUUUUCUAGUUUUACUGCUAGAAUAUAAUUAUAGAAGGCAAUAUCCACAUGUAGUUUAAGUAGCUGAGAGGAAUUAGAUAUUUUAGCACAGUCUCUUUCUAUAGUUGAGGACAACUAUGAUGUAUCUUUGAAUUAAACAAAAUAAAAAAUACAGAAGAACACUAUAUUUUAAAAAAUUAUCUGUUAAGAUCAGAGAUGCAGUUGGUAUGGUACAGAAUACAGUAAGUCCCCUACAUACGAACCUUCAAGUUGUGAACUUUCAAAGAUGUUACA